Messenger RNA from Pseudocercospora fijiensis CIRAD86, 444 nucleotides. RefSeq lists its product as uncharacterized. Bases 1 to 444 code for a protein of 147 amino acids. The transcript has 7 exons. NCBI's taxonomy places the organism in Eukaryota, Fungi, Ascomycota, Dothideomycetes, Mycosphaerellales, Mycosphaerellaceae. The record is from RefSeq and is a predicted model, not a curated record.
AUGUCGAAAAGAACGUUAAUUCUCCUAUCCAGCCAGCAACAGCAGAUCAGGCCUCACAAAGGAGAGGGUAAGCGUGAAAGGCGCAUAUUUGCCUGUCUUGGAGAGCUUCGCCUGAUCUUGUGUCGCUUCUUCGCAAUGCUUGCUAGCAGCAUCCGUCGCACAAUCGGCAUGGAACUGCUGUUGCGUGUCGGCGACAUUCGCAUUCAAGAAUCAAGGAAGGAUCCCGGCAAUACCGCAUUCGACAGUGACUCUGCAAAAACGGCGUGCAUGCUGAACUUGGGGGCGAGUCGCGCACACACUUCGCUCUGGAAGGCAGUUGUUGCGGUGAAGGAACAGGAGAACCUUGAACUUGGAAGUGCCAGUAUAGCGCGUUGGCACAUCGGAGUGAAAGAGCCUUCCGGCACCACUAAUUGCAGGAGGCUUGGCUAUCAGUAUCCACUAUAG